UUGAAUUUCAGUUGGAUGUUAUUGUUGAUGGUGAUUACCCCGCCAGUCAGUUUGGUUGUCAGUAUUUGAUAUAACAUUGACUCAUCUUAAACUGAUGAGAGGGGCUGUCAACUGUCAACUGUCAAGCAUGCGGGGUGAAUCAGCGGCGCAUCAUUUGACUUCACCGCGCUCCUCUAGGCAGGCCACUGUGGAUGUGCACAGCUAAAACUGGCGUAGUCAGACCUCAGCUGCAGUAUUUUUCUGUUGUGGUCCUGGGCUGUGUGUUGGAGGCGAUGCGUCAUGAUUCAUCUGCAAGUCGCCGAAAGGGCAAAACCCCUCAACGUCGCUCCCCGCUGCUGGCCCCAGGGACCUCUGGUUCGACACCCCGGCCCCCAAGACGAAGUGAAGUUUCAAAGGAGCCCCCUGUAACUCCCAGGAAGAGAAGGUUUCGACCAGGGACCAAAGCCUUAAUGGAGAUCCGCAAGUACCAGAAGAGCACAGAUCUUCUGCUUAGGAAAGGACCCUUCUCUCGCCUGGUUCGUGAAGUGUGCGAGAGUUUUUCCAGAGAAAGUCUCAGAUGGCAGGUCUACGCUCUACUGGCCCUGCAGGAGGCUGCAGAGGCGUUUCUCGUCAUGUUAUUCUCAGAUGCCAACCUGUGUGCCAUCCAUGCCAAGCGGGUCACAGUGUUCCCCCGUGAUAUUCAGCUAGCCAGGAGAAUCCGUGGAGUGGAUAACCUGUAAAAACAACCCAGUACAGAGUGGACAAGCCAGCAACAUUCUUUCUUCUUCACUCUGUUCUGGUGCUAUGAUACUGCAUAGUUGGGAAUGUGGGUUUAAAUUUUCCUGGGAAAAGAAAUCGUAUGUGUUGGUAGAUCAUCAGAGGUUUUAUGAAAAGAUACCAAGUUCACGUUCAGGUCCUUUGUGUUUGCUUCAGGUCACCUUUACAAAUUGAAUAAGCAGAUGUAUCUUUUCAUACUUACUAAUAUUAUAGAUCUGCUAUGUUUGUGUGACAUCUCUGUUGUGUUAAUUUUGAUAUAUUUUUAAUGUGUACACAAUGUUACCCAUUCAAGAAAACUUGUUGAUAAAAAGCAAAUCUUUUUCUAUUACAUUCCUUAUGUCUUAAA
Messenger RNA from Epinephelus fuscoguttatus (brown-marbled grouper), 1102 nucleotides. RefSeq lists its product as uncharacterized. The record is from RefSeq and is a predicted model, not a curated record. Bases 192 to 719 code for a protein of 175 amino acids. NCBI's taxonomy places the organism in Eukaryota, Metazoa, Chordata, Actinopteri, Perciformes, Serranidae. Gene Ontology annotation, molecular function: DNA binding; protein heterodimerization activity; structural constituent of chromatin. The transcript is spliced from 6 exons. Gene Ontology annotation, cellular component: nucleosome.